GGGUCGUUAAAGCAGCGUCUUGCUCUCGCGCUCUCUACUUUCUUUCACCCCGUUCGCAUCGCUUCACCGAGGAGAAAAAUAACAAGCGCAGUCAAAGGCAUAGGACAUGGCUGUCGUGCUUUCCUAGCGAGUCUGCUCUGAAGAGUGUGUGUGUGUGUGUGAGUGUGAAAGAAAGAAAGAAAGAAAGAAAGAAAGAAAGAGAGAGAGAGAGAGAGAGAGAGCGAGAGAGCGAGAGCGAGCGAGCGCGAGACGCCCGUGUGUUUACAGUAGCUGGAUGUGCAGCGACAGCUGAGCUGGACUCCUAACCCGAGUGACGGCGGCGGUGUGAUGCGGAUUUCCUCUGUCAGGGCCGAGAUCUGUUGAGAUGGAAUGGUGCAAGAAAGUAGUGACAGAGAUCGCGGCCUGAACACACACCACAACAUGGAGAUCCAUCCGCUAUGCACUAAGCUUUGCCAUCAUAAAGCUGUGGAGCUGAAGGAUGACGUGUGUGAGAAGCAGAGUGCCGUCACCAUUAACCCUCGGCACAUGAAGAAAGCUUUCAGGAUCAUGAACGAGUUGCGCAGUCAGAGUGUGUUGUGUGACGUGACCAUUGUAGCAGAGGACGUGGAGAUCGCAGCUCACCGAGUGGUUCUGGCAGCCGGGAGCCCGUAUUUCCAUGCCAUGUUCACAGGCGAGAUGAGCGAGAGCAGGCAGAAGAAGGUGCGGAUAAAGGAGAUAGAUGGCUGGACGCUGGGCAUGCUGAUCGAUUACGUUUACACUGCCGAAAUACAGGUCACCGAAGAGAACGUACAGGUGCUGCUGCCUGCUGCCGGUCUUCUCCAGCUGCAGGAGGUAAAGAGAGCAUGUUGCGAGUUUCUCUCCACUCAGCUCCACCCGACAAACUGUCUCGGUAUCCGGGCCUUCGCUGACCUGCAUGCAUGCUCUGACCUCCUCAACCUGGCCAACUCGUAUGCAGAGCAGCACUUCUCAGAGGUGAUGCAGUGUGAGGAGUUCCUCAAUCUGGGCAUGGAGCAAGUGUGCAGCCUUAUCGCCAGCGAUAAACUCACCAUACCUUCUGAAGAGAAGGUGUUCGAGGCGGUCAUUGCGUGGGUCAAACACGAUAAGGACGUGCGCCAGGAACAUAUGUCUCGUCUGAUGGAGCACGUACGCCUGCCUCUCCUGUCCAGAGAGUACCUCGUACAGAGGGUGGAGGAGGAAACGCUGGUGAAGAACAGCAGCGCUUGUAAAGACUACCUGAUCGAGGCCAUGAAGUACCACCUGCUGCCGGCCGAGCAGCGCUCCAUGAUGAAGACCGUCCGCACCAGAGUGCGCACCCCAGUCAGCUACCCGAAGGUGAUGGUGGUUGUUGGAGGCCAAGCCCCGAAAGCUAUCCGCAGUGUGGAGUGUUAUGACUUUGAAGAGGAGAGAUGGUACCAGGUAGCAGAACUGCCAUCCAGACGAUGUCGAGCAGGUGUAGUGUACAUGGGUGGCAUGGUGUACGCUGUCGGAGGCUUUAACGGCUCUCUGCGUGUGAGAACAGUGGACGCGUACGACCCUGUGAAAGACGAGUGGUGCUGUGUGAGCAGUAUGCAGGACCGGAGGUCCACACUAGGUGCCGCUGUUCUUAAUGGACUCCUUUAUGCCGUGGGUGGAUUUGAUGGCAGCACAGGUCUGGCUACAGUCGAGGCGUACAACUCGAAGACCAACGAAUGGUUCCACGUAGCUCCCAUGAACACCCGGCGCAGCAGCGUGGGAGUGGGCGUGGUCGGAGGUAUACUGUAUGCAGUUGGUGGGUAUGAUGGAGCGACACGUCAGUGUUUGAGCACUGUGGAGGCGUAUAACCCGAACACCAACGAGUGGUCAUACAUAGCGGAGAUGGGCACACGGCGCAGUGGAGCAGGAGUGGGUGUGCUGAAAGGUCUCCUGUAUGCUGUGGGUGGACAUGACGGCCCGUUAGUCAGGAAAAGCUGUGAGGUGUACGAUCCCGUCUCCGGUACCUGGAAACAAGUGGCCGAUAUGAACAUGUGUCGCCGGAACGCAGGAGUGUGUGCAGUCAGCAAUCUGCUGUACGUGAUCGGGGGUGAUGACGGCUCCUGUAACCUGGCGUCGGUGGAGUUUUAUAAUCCCAGUACGGAUAAAUGGACCAUAUUGCCAAGCUGCAUGAGCACCGGGCGCAGCUACGCAGGUGUGUCGGUCAUUGAUAAACCUCUCUGAGUAAUUGAAGAGUUGAAUCUCUUUGAGUUGAAGUGGAAGCUGAAAAUAAGCUGACGUGAUGCUGAGGAGUGGCUCACACUGAAGACGAGGCUGAAGCUUCAUCCUGGAGCUGCUUCAUGAUUCAGAAGGCCUGGACAAAACUGCUCUCUCUCUCUGUCUCUCUCUCUCUUUUUUUGCUCUCUCUCUCUCUCUUUCUUUCUUUCUUUCUUUCUUUCUUUCACACACUUAUUCUAGCUCUGUCUCUAUUUCACUCUCUCUACAUAUCACUUAGUCUCUAUUUCUGUUUUUAUCUCUGUAUCUUCCUGCUUCUUUCUGUCUUUCUCAAUUUUCCUCUAUCUAUAUAUUUCUCUCUCUCUCUCUUUCUCUUUCUCUCUCCCCACCACAUUUUUUUCCUGUUCUUUCUUCCUUUCUGUUUCUUGUCUCCUCUCGCUCUCUCUCUCGCUCUUGCUCUCUCUCUCUCUCUCUCUCUCUUUCCUUCCUUUCUUUUUAUUUGAGAGUAGUUACAGUAUGAUGAAGAUUUUUGCACUUUUUGCAGUAAAGUACUAACCAAGCGUGCGGUUCAAACUCUAACGUAAUUGAAAGGAUGCCUCUGAAAACACUAGAGUAACGUUCCAGCGUCUGUCCGUGGGGCUUGGGAGCGAAUCCCUCGACCUGAAGGAAGCCCUCGAUCUCGUCAUGGAUGUAUUGGACCUGGAAUCGGGACUCAAUUUUAAAAAAAACGGACCAGCACUUUCUUGCUCUGAAAUCUCCGAAAGUCACCGGACUUGAAGAGAUGAUUUUAUGAAGAAGGACGGACUAUUGGACUAGGUUGCUCUGGUGGUGUUUUUACGGCAGGAAUGAGAGCUGCUAAUCGACGAGCAUAAAGCUGCAUCGUGUGAACGUUAAUAGGAGACUUGCACCCGCAUUUCUCGAGUUUCUUUGCCAAACUAAGUUUGAAAAGUCUUAACGCUGAACAUUUCUUCAUUUCUUACGCACCGUGUCUUUUAUCUGCGAUCCGGCCGGGUGUGAAUAUCUGUUCUGGAUGUAUCCGUGAUGCGCUGCUCUGCUGCUGCGUGUGUCUGAGCAUGUGUAUCGUGUCAGACUGCUGCUGGCUGCUCGGCUGUGGAAGUGCUUCUGCAUGGAUCUAGGUUUCUUUCGUGUUUGUGUGCGUGUAUGCGAGUGUGUGUACGUACGUACGUAUGUGUGUGUUUGUGUACUGUUUUUAAACUACUGCUGUCAUAUGUUCAGCGAAGAGCGGGACACUGCGUCCCUCUGCCCACUGCUGAACACUGACCAAUUAUGUGCAAAUGUUCUCUUUCUUUUCUUCCUUUCCUUUCCAUUCCUUUUAUCUUCUGUACCUUUUCUAAUCUCGGUUCUGUACUCUCUCUAGUGUUUCUAUUUAUCUAUUAUUAAUUAUUCUAAUCAAUAUUAAAAUAGGUGUUGGUCAAGAGGAAUGCAGCGCACUUGAACCAUUUCAUAAUGUGUUUUAUAUCAUGAAUAAUAAACAUGCUUCUUGUAUUUAAAG
Molecule: messenger RNA, 3697 nt
Organism: Hemibagrus wyckioides
Lineage: Eukaryota; Metazoa; Chordata; Actinopteri; Siluriformes; Bagridae
Gene: klhl2
Product: kelch-like family member 2
Exons: 15
Coding region: 370-2193 (607 amino acids)
Molecular function (GO): protein binding
Source: RefSeq, a predicted model, not a curated record